AUGUCAGACUCUGAGAUACCAGCCCCCGCACGCGUGACGGGCAAACGUACUGUUAACGGCCUCACCGCGUCACAAAUACAACACAAACGUGAUCUUGAUCGAAAGGCACAACGCGCCCUGCGCCAGCGCACAAAACUCCGAAUUCAAGAACUUGAAAAUGAUAUUGCGCGCUUCAGAGCUUCAUUUUCUCAGCGGGAGCAGACCAUGAUAGACGAGAUUCACCUGCUGCGAGACCAGAAUCGGAAACUCAAAUGCUCCCUCGAAAAUAUCCAGAAGUAUGCUCUUGGCGAGCUUUCGGGUCUGGGUGAAACGAUCCCCCCACACGACACGCCUGAUCGGGAAAUCGCCGACAAGGAAAUUGAGCAAUUCCCGAGUCAUUCUUUACAGCCGGGCGAAGACACCAUAGAGACACAAUCUACUCUUACUCAUCAACCCUUCCAGUCUGAUCAUGACGUAUAUCUUUCAGUUAGUCAAGCGAUGGAUCCGAAUGAUUCGAAUCCCACGCACAACCACGAAUCAGAUCGGCCAACGCUACCUCCCUUAGCAGGUGCGUUUGCGGGUCUCGUUGCAGAAAACGAUGCACAUCCCCACCAACAGUCAUAUUCCAAUCAACUUACACCGCUUGGUAACCUACGGACCACUCACGAUCCAGUGUCUCCCUCCGUUAGUCCGGGGUCAGUGGCUUGGGUACUACCGAAACACACCUGUGCAACAUGUCCGUUAGAUCAAAUUCUACUGGAUUUCAUUGCUUCGCGACGAUCUAUGCUUGCCCGAGGUAUACCCCCGGAUAUCGUCCUGGGUCCUGAACAACUCUGUCCUCAAGAUCUUCUGCACCCGACAGUCGACUUAACUUCGCAUGCAAUAAGCCGGGUGAUGGCAGAUGUUCUUACGACUUUUCCACACGUAAAUCUUCCAGAAAAGCUGGCCUUCAUGUAUCUUAUGCAUCUUACCACGCGGUGGCAGGUAUCGCCGAACAUCGGUAGCUAUGCUCGAAUGCCCGUGUGGCUCCGGCCGACUGUAACGCAGAUAACCGUUCCGCAUGCUGCAUGGAUUGAUAAUAUCCCUUGGCCUCGAGUACGAGAUAUCCUCAUUCAAAAGCCCGAUCGAUACCCAUUCGCCGUUUUCUCUGAGUUAUACUCUGAACAUGUCAGCAUCAAUUGGCCAUAUGACCCUGAAGACAUUGUUGUUGAUACGGACGAUGGUCCCUCGUUAAACACUAUAUUUGAAAAACACAUCCAGCGUUUGAGUAACUGGAUUGCUCCUCGUCAGUUUCGGGAGUAUUUUUCGGAAUGGACAUCCGAUGUCUAUGUUGAUGAGUAG
This is a messenger RNA of Penicillium concentricum, 1320 nucleotides long. RefSeq names its product bZIP transcription factor. NCBI's taxonomy places the organism in Eukaryota, Fungi, Ascomycota, Eurotiomycetes, Eurotiales, Aspergillaceae. The coding region runs from base 1 to 1320 and encodes 439 amino acids. The record is from RefSeq and is a predicted model, not a curated record. The transcript is spliced from 4 exons.